AUGGCUACAGAGUUUGCUUCCGAGUUAAGAGACGCGGCAAAAUCGAACGAUGUGAACAGAAUCAAGAUAGUAUUGCGGAGUGCGCGGGCAAGAAACCAGUUUGACCAGAGUCUUCUGGAAGCUGGAUUGUUCGAAAGCGCCCGGCACGGAUGUGAAGAUGCAGCGCGGCAUCUACUGAGCGAAAGCGCAGGAUUCAUUGCAGCAGGAGCGUCGAUGGUAGACAAGACGCUUCAUCAAGCUGUGCGUUUCGACCAAGUUGCUAUCGCUCGUCUGAUGCUUGAUGCUGGGGCCAACCCCAAUGCGACCAACGAGCGAGGAUGGUCGGCGCUACUCGCCGCCUGUGAUAACCACUGUCUGGAGAUGGUUCAUCUUCUCCUGGGUGCCAACGCCGAUUGCAACCUAAUGCCAUUGGAUGGAGUCGCACCGCUUCCUCGCGCUGUCUAUACAGGCGAUGAAGCGGUGGUUGGUGUACUUGUGAAACAGAAAGGUCUCUCCUUGCGGGAUAAUGCCGGAAACCACCUCUUUCUCCGCGCAGCAUCAUCGGGCCGCAGGGAUAUUGCGGAGCUCCUCACCCCUCACAACUACGCCGAGACACUCCCAUCGGAUGCCAUAAGGGCGUGCGAGGAGUUUCGACCCACUGGUAUUAGUUGGUUUCCAGAGACCGCAAGGUAUGAGCCUGCCAGGCCAUUAACAAUCUAUGACCUGCUCUACAGAGAUAUCAAGGUCCUCCCGUCUACAGAUGAGGAUGAUCCGCUGGGGUUCCGUUGGAUUAAUCUCCCUGCCCACAAUCCCGCAUGGAUCGAAGCUCUACUUAUCAAAUGGUAUAUGGAAACAGACCAGGAGGAUAUAAAGAGCUUGAAGGGCUUGCUGUCGUCGCUGAACAAUUGCCACCAGGGGCAGUACCCCCACUCCAAGUUUCACCAGCCUAGCUGCCAAGUGCACGGAAAGCAUCUAUGGGUCUCUAUGCCAUACUUGAGCUGUGAGACUGUUUCGAACUUUGAAAAAAUGCAGGAAACAAUCCAACGGGUUGUUACGCCAACUGCAUCUGACGCACAGGUGGACAACCUGUCCGGCGCUGACCUGUUGUUCAAAGCAUAUAUGACUCCCAGAGGCCAGGGUUUGCAUAUUCGACGCACCCUGGAUCAGUACUUUUACCCCAACUUUGAUACCAAACUCCGUGAUCGGGAUCAGGUCGUCUACCGAUACCAGAAGCGCACAGGCAUCGGUUCGGACGACCCCAAGCUAUACAUGGUUGAUCAGUUGUGGAUUUUGAUCCUAGAUGGUAAACUGUUCAUAACGACCUUCCCGGGACAGCACCUUGAUCUGGUACGCCCUGAAUUGUACCAUGCUGUUCGCUUCGGUCUUCGUGACGCCCACACUUUUGUCACAGCAGUCACUGACCAAUACUGUGGGAUGUUCGACCGACAUGUACCCUUCAACGACCCGUACAACUUUCUGUCCAUGUUUCAAGCAUCCGUUGGAAUAGCAGCUGGCCGCGAGGCAGAGCUAUCUUCAGAACUGUGGAGUGCGUCGGCAGCGGCCUCCUCGUGGCUGAAAAGCCAUGGACAGGGCAGCCGGGAACAGAACCCCCAAUUUCUUGACAAAUUUCUAGAUCUAGGGCCAGAAACCACACUCCUGGCAGAAGCCAAGGAUAUCCGGGAUGAACUGAAUAUGCUCUCGGCCGUACUGGAAUCUCAGCAACUGGUACUCGCCGAACUAGGCCCGCGCCUACUCGAGGCGUGCGGUCCCCCAUAUGACGCGGAACCGGCGACGGUCUUGCGCAAACUCGAGGAACAGUGCAAACUUGUGGAAGCACACCUCAAAGAUCUGCAGCGACUCGACCGGCAAGCAGCAUAUGUUUACGACUCGGCAUCCAGGCUCCUUGAUCUCAAACAAAAGCAUGCAAACCCCUUCGAGGCCCGCCUGGCCCGCGAACAAGCCGCUGGAGCUGCCCGCACCGGCAAGUCCGUCAUGAUCUUCACCAUUGUGACAAUUAUCUUCCUCCCGAUCUCAUUCAUCACAUCGUUCUUCACGAUCGAGAUCGCCGAAUUCCCUCGCACAGAGGGCUCAAACGCCCUGCAGCUGUCGUUCGUCAUGAAAUACAUCCUUGGAGUUGGGUUUGCCGUGUCUAUCCCCCUGAUCGUCGUCGCAUUUGUGGCGCCGGAUUGGAACCUUGGGCUGAGAGGAUUAUACGAGCGCUUUCAGGACAGGCGCAGGCCAGUGGCGCCACCUGCCGAAUCUGCGCCCAUUAAGGAGCCUGAAGGCUUAUCCGUAUGACAUCGACUAUAGUCCCCACCCAGUUGUUGAAGCCGUCAUACGUUUUUUCCAAUUCGAGCUAUGAUAUUGCGAUGAUGUUAGGAGACAUGGGGUCCUUCUUCAUUCUGUGGUUCUAAUAUUCUUUCCUUAUACUUUCCUAAAUUGUCGGACUUAUCCAAGGCGAGGUGAACGCAGUUUGAUCUUUUGGUUAAGAGACAUGGAGUAAUGGGACCAUUGACUAUUUCCUAUGCCCAUGUGCUAGAAAGCUUUAUCUUGGUCGUCUAUUAUGACUCAUGUAAAUUGCGCUCCCUUACUUAUCACAGACUAAGUUUGAGCCCUGCUCCUUCCAGUAAGCCCACCCGACCGUAAAGCUAUCGCUUGCUAUCCCCGCUGCAGGUACUGUUGUUAUUCAGGG
Messenger RNA from Aspergillus calidoustus, 2671 nucleotides. The record is from the annotation of a GenBank genome assembly. NCBI's taxonomy places the organism in Eukaryota, Fungi, Ascomycota, Eurotiomycetes, Eurotiales, Aspergillaceae.